AUCAACUGCUCGGGCGUCGUCCGCGGGGACCAGAAAGCUAUCCAGGAGGCCCAGCUCAGCAACCUGAAGGCUGCGAGCAAGAGGGUUUCCCUGACGCCUGAGGAGUACCUGAACAUGACAAAGGACUGCAGCAACUUCAGGGAGACCCGGCGGUUCAUGCAGUUCCCGCUGAGCCAGGAGGAGGCAUCGUUCCCCAUCGCCUACUCCAUGGUCAUCCACAACAAAAUCGAGAUGUUUGAGCGGCUCCUGCGGUCCCUCUAUGCCCCUCAGAACGUCUACUGCAUCCACGUUGACAGCAAGUCCCCAGCCACCUUCCAGGAGGCCGUGCGGGCCAUAGCAGCCUGCUUUCCCAAUGUCUUUGUGGCCAGUCGCCUGGAAAACGUGGUCUAUGCUUCCUGGUCCCGGCUGCAGGCCGACCUCAACUGCAUGCAGGACCUGCUGCAGAGCCCCAUGCCGUGGCACUACGUCCUCAACACUUGUGGCACCGAUUUCCCCAUCAAGACCAAUGCCGAGAUAGUCCGUGCGCUGAAGGUGCUGCAGGGACGGAACAGCAUGGAGUCAGAGAAGCCCUCGGCCCUCAAGCGGGAGCGCUGGCAGUACCACCACGAAGUGGGGAAGUUCAUCUCCCGGACAGCCACAGAGAAACUGCCACCACCUCACAACUCUCCCAUGUUCACGGGCAACGCGUAUAUUGUGGUCACACGGACCUUUGUACAGCACAUCUUCGAGAACCCCACAGCGCAGCAGUUCCUCGAGUGGGCGAAGGACACCUACAGCCCCGACGAGCACGUCUGGGCCACCCUCAACCGCAUGCCCGGUGUGCCGGGGGCCAUGCCCCAGAGUGACAAGUUCCAGCAGUCGGACAUGAACGCCCUGCCCCGCCUGGUGAAGUGGCAGUACCUGGAGGGCGACACCAGCAAGGGCGCGCCCUACCCACCCUGCACCGGCCAGCACCAGCGCUCCGUCUGCAUCUACGGGGUGGGUGACGUGCCCUGGCUGCUCCAGCAGCACCACCUCUUGGCCAACAAGUUCGACCCCCAG
Molecule: messenger RNA, 1041 nt
Organism: Eurypyga helias (sunbittern)
Lineage: Eukaryota; Metazoa; Chordata; Aves; Eurypygiformes; Eurypygidae
Gene: GCNT3
Product: glucosaminyl (N-acetyl) transferase 3, mucin type
Exons: 1
Cellular component (GO): membrane
Molecular function (GO): acetylglucosaminyltransferase activity
Source: RefSeq, a predicted model, not a curated record